Molecule: messenger RNA, 729 nt
Organism: Miscanthus lutarioriparius
Lineage: Eukaryota; Viridiplantae; Streptophyta; Magnoliopsida; Poales; Poaceae
Source: the annotation of a GenBank genome assembly
AUGUCACAUCCAAGUGAUACUCCUAAAUACAUCACCAAGGAACAGUUUGUGAGGUAUGCUGAUGAGUAUGUCGACCACUUCAAUAUUUUCCCCAAGUAUAGCACUUCUGUUGAGUCCUGCGAGUAUGACGAAGUGAGCAACUGUUGGGAUGUCAUAGCACGUGACCUGGCAAAUGGCCAAGUGACUGAGUAUACAGCUAGGUUCUCAGUUGUAGCCACAGGCGAGAACAGUGAAGGAAUCAUUCCAACCAUCCCUGGGCUACAUGAUUUCCCUGGUGAUGUCAUACACUCGUCAAACUACAAGUCAUGGAACAACUACGCCGGAAAGGGUGUCCUAGUGGUUGGAUGUGGAAACUCAGGCAUGGAGAUUGCUUAUGAUCUUGCCUCCAAUGGAGUGGAGACCUCCUUGGUUAUCCGUAGCCCAGUGCUUGGCCCAAUAUCUUGUAUCAGAGGAAACACAGUAGAAUUUGAGGAUGGAAAAAAGAGCGACUUUGAUUCUCUUGUAUUCGCUACAGGAUACAAAAGCACUGCAAACACGUGGCUUAAGAAUGGUGAGAGCUUGCUUAAUGCCAAUGGCAUGCCCAAGAGGGAGCUCACCGAUCCUUGGAAAGGCGAAAACGGCCUCUACUGUGUUGGGCUGGGAAUGGCAGGGUUGGCUGGUAUUUCUCGUGAUGCAAAGAGUGUUGCUGCAGACAUCAAGUCUGCUGUGGAUUCGAUGGGGCCAUUUUAA